UAUCAUAAGAUAAGGGGAGGCCUUUCUUCAGUUUCUAUUAAUACCAACCAAACAACCAUUCAUUUUCCAUCACUAACAACUCCUUCAUACAACUUCUAUACCCUCUCUGUUAACCAAAAAAAAAAACCUCUUAUCUUGCAAACCAUGACUGCCUCAACAAUGGCACUCUCUUCCUCUCUGCUCGGAAAGGGGGCGAAACUCGCCUCCUCGCCUUCCGGGCUCAAGAGUGGUGGCAGGGUCCUUAGGGUCACCAUGAGGAAGUCUGUCGGCAAGGCUGUCUCGUCCGGCAGCCCAUGGUACGGCCCGGACCGAGUCAAGUACUUGGGCCCGUUCUCCGGCGAGCCACCGUCCUACCUUACCGGGGAAUUCCCCGGUGACUACGGCUGGGACACCGCCGGGCUCUCGGCCGACCCGGAGACCUUUGCCAAGAACCGCGAGCUCGAGGUGAUCCACUCCAGAUGGGCCAUGCUCGGAGCUCUCGGGUGCGUCUUCCCCGAGCUCUUGGCCCGCAACGGUGUCAAGUUCGGUGAGGCCGUGUGGUUCAAGGCCGGAGCCCAAAUCUUCAGCGAGGGGGGACUAGACUACUUGGGCAACCCCAGCUUGAUCCAUGCCCAGAGCAUUCUGGCCAUCUGGGCCAGCCAGGUUAUCUUGAUGGGGGCCGUUGAGGGCUACCGCAUCGCCGGUGGGCCGCUCGGUGAGAUCACCGACCCCAUCUACCCCGGGGGAAGCUUCGAUCCGUUGGGCCUUGCUGAUGAUCCGGAGGCUUUUGCUGAGCUCAAGGUGAAGGAGCUCAAGAAUGGAAGACUUGCCAUGUUUUCCAUGUUUGGGUUCUUUGUUCAAGCCAUUGUGACCGGAAAGGGCCCGUUGGAGAACUUGGCGGACCAUCUUGCUGACCCAGUUGCCAACAAUGCCUGGGCCUAUGCCACCAACUUUGUCCCCGGGAAGUGAGAAACAUGAGAGAGAGAGAGAGAGAGGAAUUGUCUUAUUUUAGUUUGAUCUUUGAUGUGAAGUUGAUGUGAAUUAACGAAAUAUAUGAAUGAUUUUGUGUUCUAUGUGCAA
Molecule: messenger RNA, 1059 nt
Organism: Rhododendron vialii
Lineage: Eukaryota; Viridiplantae; Streptophyta; Magnoliopsida; Ericales; Ericaceae
Product: chlorophyll a-b binding protein of LHCII type 1-like
Exons: 1
Coding region: 145-948 (267 amino acids)
Biological process (GO): response to light stimulus; photosynthesis, light harvesting in photosystem I
Cellular component (GO): plastoglobule; chloroplast thylakoid membrane; chloroplast envelope
Source: RefSeq, a predicted model, not a curated record